Messenger RNA from Heterocephalus glaber (naked mole-rat), 6332 nucleotides. It is a transcript of the gene Akap12, whose product is annotated as A-kinase anchoring protein 12. Lineage: Eukaryota; Metazoa; Chordata; Mammalia; Rodentia; Bathyergidae. Gene Ontology annotation, molecular function: protein kinase A binding; calmodulin binding. The record is from RefSeq and is a predicted model, not a curated record. Gene Ontology annotation, cellular component: cytoplasm. Gene Ontology annotation, biological process: regulation of protein kinase C signaling; signal transduction.
GAGGCGAAGAGGUGGUGGCUUUUUUUUUCUUUUAAGGAGUUUGCAGCGAGCGCGUCUCUCGCAUUCGCAUCUCGGCGCGUUCUCGGGAGGACGCGGCGGGGAGGCGCUCCUGGCACUCGGCGAGCGCGCGUCCUCUCGGUUUUGGGGAAGGCGUCGCCACUGCGAGCCAUGGGCGCUGCGAGCUCCAGCAGGCAGCGCGGCCCCGAGCAGGCGCCGGCGGGGGGUGAUCCUCCGGCUGAGCCCGAGCCCCGCAGCGGCCUCUCGGAGGAGGCGGCCCCCGACCCGGCCGGAGACCCGGCCAUCGACCCCGCGGACCCCGCCACGAAGCUCCUGCAGAAGAAUGGUCAGCUGUCCACUGUCAAUGGCUUGGCUGAACAAGAAGAGCUCACCCUUCAGGAGGGAGCCCAGAAUGGCCAGGAGGAGGAAGUCACUGUCAUCGAGGUUGGACAGAGGGAGCCCGAAGAUGUGAGUCAGAAAGACUUGGAUAAAGACAUGGCGGCCAACUCUGUGGUUGUGGAGGACAUCAUGAAGGAUAAGCAGGAGCAAAGGCCUGAAAUAGUCGAACAGAUUCCCUCUUCAGAAAGCAACUUAGAAAAGGUAACAGGGCCUACUGAGGCCCAGGCUAGUGAUGUUGGAGAGCCCAACAUAGAUACCGGAGAGGCAGCAGCCAAAGAAACUGAACGAAAACAAUCCAUCGAGAAGGUGGAAGACACCUUUAAGCACCAGCAGAGCAACACAGAAAUUCCUCUCACACCUGAGUCUGGUCAAAUGAUAGCAGAAGGGAAAGAUGAAGGAGAAGCAGCACGAGAAAAAGAACCCACCAAAUCUCCAGAAUCUCCCACCAGCCCAGUCACAAGCGAGACUGCAUCAACCUUCAAGAAAUUCUUCACCCAAGGUUGGGCCGGUUGGCGCAAAAAGACCAGUUUCAGGAAGCCAAAGGAGGAUGAACUGGAAGCCUCUGAGAAGAAAAAGGAGCAAGAGCCAGCAAAGGCAGACACAGAGGAAAAUGAGAAGGCAGAAGAUACCCCUGAGCAGCUCACGGCUUCUGAGCAGCCCCAGAAGCCCGUGGAAGGCGGGGAUGAGGCCAGAUUAUCGGCUGACUACGAGAAGGUGGAGUUGCCUUUGGAAGGUCAAGUCAGUGGUGUGCAGGGCUCUUCUGCAGAGAAAUGUGCUCCGUUGGCCACGGAAGUAUUUGAUGAAAAAGUAGAAGCCCACCAAGAAGUUGUUGCCGAAGUCCACAUCAGCAGUAUGGAGAAGAAAAUGGGGGAGCAAGAAGCAGGUGUGGGAGAAACAGUAGAAUCCUUGCCACCUGAAAAACUGGUGGAAGCAAGUGCUCAGGAAACUCAGGAAGCUGAACUCGCUGAGGAGCUGGAAAAGACCCAAGAAGCGUGUGACUCUGGAGACCACGCCCGGCCGACAGAGCUGAGUCCCGAUGGAAAGGUGUUGCCCAAACAGCCCGAGAGCAUCGUGAGUGAGGUGGCCGUGCUGUCAUCACAAGAGAGAACCAAGGUGCAGGGAAGCCCCCUGAAAAAACUGUUCUCCAGCACCGGCUUAAAGAAGCUUUCUGGAAAGAAACAGAAGGGGAGACGAGGAGGAGGAGGAGAUGAGGAGUCAGGGGAAAAUAACCAAGGGGCAGCGGAGUCUCCGGAUAGUGCCGAUGAGAAGGGUGAGAGCUCCGCUUCCUCCCCUGAAGAACCCGAGGAGAUCACGUGUCUGGAGAAGGGGAUCACCGAGGGCCACCACGAAGGAGAGGCUGAAGAAGGAGCUACUUCCGAUGGAGAGAAAAAGAGAGAAGGUGUUACUCCCUGGGCAUCUUUCAAGAAGAUGGUGACGCCCAAGAAGCGUGUUCGCAGGCCUUCUGAAAGUGAUAAGGAGGACGAGUUGGACAAGCCGGACAGGGUCAAGAGCGCCACCUUGUCUUCCACAGAGAGUGCAGCCUCCGAAAUGCAAGAAGAAAUCAAAGGCGCUGGGGAAGAGCAAAAGCCCGAAGAGCCGAAGCGCAAGGUGGACACUUCGGUGUCUUGGGAGGUGUUGAUUUGUGUGGGGUCAUCCAAGAAAAGAGCAAGGAAAGCCUCCUCUUCUGAUGAGGAGGGAGGACCAAAAACGAUGGGAGGAGACGGCCGCAAAGCAGAGGAGGCUGCCAGAGACAAAGAAACCGGAAACGACUCUGUCCUUGCUGGCACCCAGGAACCUGACCAAGGGCAGGGAAGCUCCUCCCCUGAGCCAGCCGGCAGCCCCUCCGAAGGGGAGGGCGUUUCCACCUGGGAGUCAUUUAAAAGAUUAGUGACCCCAAGAAAAAAAUCCAAGUCAAAACAGGAAGAGAAAAACGAAGAGUCCAGUGGUGUAGAGCAUUCAGCUUCAGAUGCUGAACCUGGGAAAGAAGAAUCUUGGGUUUCAAUUAAGAAAUUUAUCCCUGGAUGGAGGAAGAAAAGGUCAGAUGGGAAACAAGAACAAGUCACUGCUGGAGACACAGGGCCCGCAGAAAUCAAUGAAGAGGAUUCUGAUGUCCCGGCUGUAGUGCCUCUGUCCGAGUAUGAUGCCGUGGAAAGGGAGAAGAUGGAAGCUCAGCAAGCCCCCCGAAGCGAAGCCACCCCUGAGCAACAGGUGGGUGUGGAUGUGUCUGAGGAACUCGGCAAGAAUCUGGUUCAUUGUGCAGCAGUGGCUGUCAUCGAUGGGGCAAGGGCAGUUACCAGUGUGGAAGAGCGGUCUCCUUCUUGGAUAUCUGCCUCUGUGACAGAGCCUCUUGAACAAGCACAAGGUGAAGCCACACCAUCAACUGAGGAAGGGACUGAAAGAGAAGUCAUUGCAGAAGAAUUCCUCACAGCCACCCGCACUCUCCCUGAGAGCAGAGGUGCCCCUGAUGACACGAUCACUAGUGAAGUGGCAUUAACUUCUGAGGCAGUGACAGCUGCAGAGACCACGGAGGUGCUCUGUGCUGAAGAAGCCACCGAAGCAUCAGCCGCAGAAGAGACCACAGAGAUGGUGUCCGCAGUUUCCCAGCUAACCGAGUCCCCAGACACCACGGAGGAAGCCACCCCAGUCCAGGAGGUGGAAAGCGGAGGGCCAGAUGCAGAAGAGCAGGAGCGGCAGACCCAGGCUGUCUUACAGGCAGUUGCAGAAAAAGUAAAAGAGAAGUCACAGGUGCCAGACAGCAGUGGGGCCGAAGGUGUGACUCUGAUCAUGCAGAAAGCAGAACCAAAAGCCCUUGAGAAGGUGGAGGAAGCAGAAGAAGACUCCGAUGAACCAGAUCUGAAGGAAGAGAUGGAUGUAGUGUGGAGAGUAAACAUACAAGAAACUAAAACUGAACAUUUUACGCGAGGGGAGGUAAUAGCACAGGCUGCCCCUGAAGGCUUUGCGAAAGUUCCUCAAGUCACAGCGAGGGUAGAGUCCAGGGAGCUGGUAACCACGUGCCAAUCUGAGCCCUUAGCUGGGGUGCAGCCCCCAGAGCAGUCUGUUCUCCCUGACUCAGCAGAUACCCCAACAGACAGUGAGACCAACGGAAGCACCCCCGUGGCAGAUACUGACGAGCUAGGUACAAUACAGCAAAAUGAGGUCACAGAAGGGCAAGGAGACGGUGCAGUUGCAUCUGGCACUCAGCCACAGGCCACAGAGGUAGAGGCAGCUCCUGUCCAGAAAGAGGGGCCUUCAGCACCACCAAGUUUUCAAUCCCAGGAAGACUAUACAGAACAAUUAAAACCGGAAGAUAGUCUAGAACAUAAGGAUCAAGAGCCAUCAGUGGAAGGCGUACCCAUAGUGUCCAAGACUGAGGUGAUUCGAGAGGCCUGCCUGCUUGCUGGUGGGGAAGCCAAAGACAGACCGUGUGUUGAAGUUGUCACAUCUGCACACGUGGCCAGUCAGCAAAAGGCCACUGAAGUUCCUCUUCCAGGUGAAUUGACUGAAGGGGCAGACUGUCAAAAGGAUGGUGGUAACACAGAACUCCAGAGUCCAGGCCGAGAAGAGGGAGAGAGGGUAGCUCAAGUAGAAAAGGAGAACACUGAUGCAAAGGCAGUACAAGACAGUGAAGAAAAAGUUGAGCAAAAAUCAGCCGGUCCCAGAGCCGAAGAGCCCAACCAGCAACUAGUCCAGAUGGCUGACGUAAACGUCACAGACAGGGAAAAGGAGGUAAGCAGUUUAGAUGGAAGCUCUCCUCCUUCAGAUCCAGAGGAGGAAGCAGGAUGUGUGGAGACUCAAGGUCAGAGCACUGAGGCACUAGUGACUGUUGUACCUACGGCAGCGGAGGAGGAGGUGUUAGGAGAAACCGGCAGGAUUUCAGAAACAAGUGACGCCGUGGAGCCUGCACAUUUAGAACCAGCAGAGAGAUCUCCAGGGAAGGUCGGGGACUGGACUCUUCAGCUGGGAGACGAUGCUGUCCCUGUGGGGACUGAGCCUCAGAUGGAAUCAGAGCUAGUCAUAGUGUCUGCCACUCCUGAGAAAGACCUGCACUCGGACCUGCAGGGAGAGAACCGUGCAUCCCAGAAGCAGAAGGCAGAUGAAGAUGACAGGCAAGUUGGCUGUCUGGAAGGUACAGUGAGCCUGGCAGUAGAGGGCGGUCCCAAGGCUGAAAAUCAGAUCUUGGAACUUGAGACUGAGAGCAGUAAGCUUGUGCAAAACAUAAUCCAGACAGCUGUGGACCAGUUUUCCCGGCCAGAGGAAACAGCAUCUGACAUAGAGAAAGAGGCUCCCCAGGUGCCAGCCGACAGCCAGGGACCUGGACAGAAACCUGUGGAAGAAGCCAGUGGACAACAGGUGUCUGUGCAGGAUGAAACACAAACUGUCGCCACCCGGGAUGAGUCCGAGCUCGCUGCUGUGGCUCCCGAGCUCGCUGCUGUGGCUCCCGAGCUUUCCAAAGAUGUGAACGGAGCUUCAGAAGAGACCCCGACAGUUGAGGUUGGAGGCUCCGGUGUGAAUGAGCAGCAGUCUAAAGAGGUGGUUGCCCCAGCCCAGGCAGAGAGCGAUGAAAUGGGCACAAAGCCUGUAGCAACUGAUGAUGGCUGUGGAGAGACCGGAGGAAGAAUGGACAAGUCAGCUCUUGAAUCCAGAGAAGACGAGAAAGAGGAUGCUGCCGAGGACUCAGCCUUGGCAGAUCCUGCCGCCCCAGGAGGCUUAACCAAAGAGUCCUCAGACACCAACGGACCAAAACUAACAGAGGAGGAAGCAGGAGCUAAGGGAGGAAAGGCAUACAGUGAGUCGGAGAAGGACAUCAAACCGCAAACAGAAGAGGAGCAGCGGAAAGGAGGGAGAGAGCCGGCAGAAUCCUAAGGCACUUUUUAAUGUCAUUGUAUAUUUGCAAGACCAGAAUGUGAAGACAAGCCACGGAAGAAAAUGCUGCUGCUGAGACUCGAAACCAAUAUUUCAGAACUUGAGAACUAGAGAGUGGGCCCCCUACUGAUCUCACGUCCAGAGCGCCCCCCAACAAUCCUGAGGCUUCAUCAGGAGCUAUAGCCAUCUAACACUGCGUUUUUUUUCAAGACCACCUAUUACUUUCCCGUGAUAUCAUGAUAUUUCUGAAUUGAAGCCCUAAAUUCUUGACCUGGAACUGGAGUUGGCAAUACCUAGUUCUACUUCUCAAACUGGAGUAUCGUUCUUAAUGUAUUUAUAUGUGUUUUGAGUAAUCCUCCUUCUGUAUCUGUUGUAUAUUUUUUUCUUGGUGUUUAAAGACACGUCCAGCAUAGUACAUGCCUUUCAUAUCACACAGUAUGUGACAGGGUGUGCAGCUAUGGGGAAGCCUUGGGAAGUUUAAAGCCUCGUUUACACCCGUGAAAAACAGCUUCCAAGAAAUAACAUUCCUGGUGAGAAGGUACAAUUCUUAUUCUACAAAUCCACUAAAGCUGAGGUCCAUACUUAGUGUAGCACUCACAAACUGGUCACUUUGCUAUUAUGCACAGCGAGCUAAACAUAAAAAGCAUUUGAAACACACAGAAUGUUCCAUAGUUACUGUGAAAUUUUUCUUUCUAGUCCAGCGGAAGUUGGAAGGAAGUUUUUUUCCACUAACAAAUAUAGUCUUGUUAGUCUGUUCUCCUAAUUGAUUUUGUUACGGUGGUUUGGACAGAAGAGUGUGCUUAAUACCAAGGCAGCGUAGUAAAAUGUUUUUCAUAUUAUAUAGAAAAUAAUUGACUGUUGUAAGUUUUUGACUCUGCUCUUAUAUGCUGGACCACAUUCGCUCACAGAAUGAAACGAGUCAAGUUUUCUUCUUUCCAAAUGUAUUUUGAUAGAUACUGGAUUCUGUCUGUGUCAUAUUUGUGCCCCUUCUUUUACGAACAGUGUGGCAUUAUGUUCAUUUGGAUAAACUGUGAUUUAACAACUGAUUUAAAUAAAACACUUGCUUUCACUUA